AUGCUUAUCCUGCAAAGCCGGGACCCCACGCUGCCACCUGUCCAUCCCUCAUUGGCCAGCGUGCAUCUGGCACCUGGCUAUAAGGGCCGUCUGUUGGAGCUGGCUAUUGAUCUGGGCUUCAGGCUUCUCCCCGCCUUCUCAUCAGGCACGCCCAUCCCCUACGCGUGGGUGAACCUGCGGAGGGGAGUACUUCCAGACGACGUCACGCACACGUGCACUGCAGGCGCCGGCACUCUGCUGCUGGAGUUCAGUGCGCUCUCAAACCUCUCAGGCAUUCCCAUAUUCCAGGAGAAGGCAGAGGCAGCAGUGGUGGCACUGUACAGAAGGAGGUCGCCUCUGAACCUCGUGGGCAAUGGAAUCAGCAGCACGUCAGGAGUGUGGCUGCAGCGGGAAUCCACAGCAGGUGCUGGCGUUGACUCGUUCUUUGAGUACCUCCUCAAGGGCUACCUGCUACUGGGAACAAGCACUUUUUGCCGAAUGUUCUCCAAGGUGUAUUCCGGUGCAAUGCGGUACAUGGCGGUGCGGGGGGAGUCCAUGGUGCGCUGGCUGCUAGACGUGAGCAUAGACAAUGGGCACCUGGGCCGGCACUAUGCCUCGUCCCUCCAGGCGUUCUGGCCCGCCAUGCAGGUUCUUGCCGGGCAGACCGCGGAUGCCCGAGUCAUCCACAGUGGCCUCUGGGCAGUGUGGAAAAGAUUUUCCUUCCUGCCCGAGCUUUUCAGCGUGACUGCUUCAGCCGUUCAUCCAGUGGAAAGGGGAUACCCACUGAGGCCCGAGAUGGCAGAGAGUGCAUACUUCCUCUUUCAGGCCACAGGCAACCACACAUACCUGGAGAUUGGGAGGGAUAUUGCUGCAGCCCUCAACACAGUCACACGCACAGAGUGUGGGUUUGCAAGCGUUGGCGACGUGCAGACGCAUCGACUUGACGACCACAUGGAGUCAUUCCUGCUCUCGGAAACACUUAA
Closterium sp. Naga37s-1 is the source of this 962-nucleotide messenger RNA. The record is from the annotation of a GenBank genome assembly. NCBI's taxonomy places the organism in Eukaryota, Viridiplantae, Streptophyta, Zygnematophyceae, Desmidiales, Closteriaceae.